AUGACCUUUAUUCAUCGUGCGGCGACUCGGCUUUUAAGACAAAAGCCGGUGUUUAGUAGUAUACCUUUUAGGAAUUCGUAUAGAAUUGGCGGUUUAAGAGCUAAUAACUUCAUAGGCCGCAAAUAUGCUACUGAAACGAAGGGUGACAAUGUUGGUGUCGUCCAAGCUGUCAUCGGUGCUGUAGUUGAUGUCCAAUUUGAUGAAAAAAGUUUACCACCUAUUUUAAAUUCCUUGGAAGUCCAAAGAGAUGGCGGUCGUCUUGUGCUUGAGGUUGCUCAACAUUUAGGACAAAAUGUUGUGCGAACUAUAGCUAUGGAUGUAACAGAAGGACUUGUUCGGGGCCAAAAGGUAGUAGAUACUGGUUCUCCAAUUAAAAUUCCAGUCGGUCCAGAGUGCUUGGGUCGUAUUAUCAAUGUCAUUGGUGAACCAAUUGACGAGCGUGGACCGAUCAAAACGAAAAAAAGUGCCCCUAUUCACGCAGAAGCGCCUGAAUUUAUUGAUCAAUCAACAGUUCCUGAAGUUCUAGAAACUGGUAUCAAAGUUGUUGACUUGUUAGCACCUUAUGCUAGAGGUGGUAAAAUUGGCCUUUUCGGUGGAGCAGGUGUCGGAAAAACCGUCUUGAUUCAAGAACUUAUUAAUAACAUUGCCAAAGCUCACGGUGGUUAUUCAGUUUUUACUGGAGUCGGUGAGCGAACUCGUGAAGGGAAUGACUUGUAUCAUGAAAUGAUAGAAACUGGUGUAAUCAAACUUGACGGCGAUUCUAAGGCUGCUCUUGUUUUCGGUCAAAUGAAUGAACCCCCCGGUGCACGUGCCCGUGUCGCAUUGACUGGACUUACCCUUGCUGAAUAUUUCCGAGACGACGAAGGUCAAGAUGUCUUACUCUUUAUCGAUAACAUUUUCCGUUUCACUCAAGCUGGUUCUGAAGUGUCUGCUUUAUUGGGUCGUAUUCCUUCCGCUGUAGAUAUGGGUGGUAUGCAGGAAAGAAUUACAACAACUAAGAAAGGUUCUAUUACUUCUGUUCAAGCCGUAUACGUGCCAGCAGAUGAUUUGACAGAUCCCGCUCCUGCCACAACUUUCAGUCAUUUGGAUGCUACAACUGUCUUAUCCCGUUCCAUUGCCGAACUUGGUAUCUAUCCUGCAGUAGAUCCACUUGACUCAAAAUCUCGUUUGCUGGACCCUAGGGUCGUCGGUGAAGAACAUUAUCGAGUUGCUACAGAUGUUCAAAAAAUUCUCCAAGAUUAUAAAUCUCUGCAAGAUAUUAUCGCCAUUUUGGGUAUGGAUGAAUUAUCUGAAGAAGAUAAACAAACUGUCGAACGUGCAAGAAAAAUUCAAAGAUUUUUGAGUCAGCCAUUUGCUGUUGCUCAAGUCUUUACUGGAUAUGAAGGUCGCCUAGUUAAGCUAAAAGAUACCAUCCGUUCAUUUAAAGAAAUUCUUGAGGGCAAAUGCGACGAUCUACCGGAAGCCGCUUUUUAUAUGGUUGGCGAUGUUGAUGAC
Dentiscutata erythropus is the source of this 1494-nucleotide messenger RNA. NCBI's taxonomy places the organism in Eukaryota, Fungi, Glomeromycota, Glomeromycetes, Diversisporales, Gigasporaceae. The record is from the annotation of a GenBank genome assembly.